Aspergillus sclerotioniger CBS 115572 is the source of this 1707-nucleotide messenger RNA. RefSeq names its product triglyceride lipase ATG15 (gene atg15). NCBI's taxonomy places the organism in Eukaryota, Fungi, Ascomycota, Eurotiomycetes, Eurotiales, Aspergillaceae. Gene Ontology annotation, molecular function: glycerophospholipase activity. The transcript is spliced from 2 exons. Gene Ontology annotation, biological process: macroautophagy; piecemeal microautophagy of the nucleus; multivesicular body membrane disassembly. The coding region runs from base 1 to 1707 and encodes 568 amino acids. The record is from RefSeq and is a predicted model, not a curated record.
AUGGAGAGCCGAGCUAGGAAGCGCUCUCGGGGCAACACAAGGCUUUCCCACCUGUUAUGGCCGGUGACACUGUUUCCAGGCCUCGUCGCCGCUUAUCAGCCUGAGCCUGUAUACUUCGGAUCCCGACAAUCUUCACCCUUUCUUCCUCCUCAGAUCCCACUGGUCGACCAUCCCUCCCUCUCGGGCACUCAUGAAUUUACGCUUCGCCACAUCUUCCACCGAGGAACCUACCAGGACCCUGAUCUCCACCGGAGGCUAGAUAUCACGCCCGACACUCAUCUUCGGGCCGCUUCAGAUGAUGAAGUCACAUUCGAUACUCCGCUGGUGGCUUCGUCGCACCCUCUCAUGAUCGAACGGCUUGCAGAUCGACGCCUUUCGGUCAUCGAGCAGCAUCUAAUGGCUGCAAGGUCCGGAUCGGUAGCUGCGCUGUCGCCAUCCGACUGGGUUCUAGAUACACUCGCCGGUCCGAAUGUCACAGAGAAGGAAACGGUUGUUGCUCUAGCAAUGAUGACUGCAAAUGAUUAUAUCGAAGAGCCAGGUACAGGUGAUUGGCAGGAUAUCCGUGAUCGAUUCAAUCACUCGGGAAGUUUUGGAUGGAAAGAUGACGGACUUCGAGGCCAUGUAUAUGCCGACCAGACGAAUAAUACAGUUGUUAUCUCUCUCAAAGGAACAUCUCCAGCCUUAUUUGAUGGCGAGGGCACCACCACGAAUGAUAAAAUCAACGACAACCUCUUGUUCAGUUGCUGUUGUGGCCAGGGUGGUUCGUAUCUCUGGCGGCAAGUGUGUGACUGUCAAACUACUCUGUACAAUGCGAACCUGACCUGCAUUAUCGAGGCCGUGCAAGAAGAAAACCGUUAUUAUCGUGCUUCGAUCGACCUUUAUUCCAACAUCACCGCGUUGUAUCCCGACGCAAAUGUUUGGCUAACAGGCCAUUCUCUAGGGGGGGCUGUGGCUAGCUUGUUGGGGCUUACAUUCGGAGUGCCAGUCGUUACUUUCGAGGCUGUCCCGGAGGCACUUCCAGCAGCUCGUUUGGGUCUUCUUAGUCCGCAGUCGCGCAAGCAUACCGGGGCCUAUCAUUUCGGGCACACUGCGGACCCUGUAUACAUGGGGACUUGCAAUGGAGUCAGUUCCGUUUGUACAUGGGGUGGCUAUGCAAUGGAAUCUGCAUGCCAUACCGGUCAAAUGUGUGUCUAUGACACUGUCGAAGAUAAGGGAUGGCGUGUUGGACUCGAGAAACACCGUAUCAACUAUGUCAUCGCAAAAGUUCUUGCUGGCUAUGACGAUGUGCCUGCCUGUGCACCCGAAGAGGAAUGUUACGAUUGCGAGCUGUGGAAAUUCUUCCGCAGUAACGGCUCUGAGAUUACCACUACUACCGAGGCCACCUCCACCUCCACCACGUCUACCACCAGCAGAACGUCCACCUGCAAGACCCCCGGAUGGUGGGGCUGUCUGGACAAGACCACGACUACCGAGGCAACGUCCACCUCGACGUCUAUAUCAACGACAUCCACAUCAACAUGCAAGACUCCAGGCUGGUUCGGUUGCAAAGACCCAACAACCACAUCUGGUAUCACAUCUGCACGACCAACGAUCACUACAACAGAACCUCCCCAGACCACCAGCUCCUGCAAACACCCUGGGUGGUUCGGCUGUCGCGACGCCACCACCACCGCUGCUCCAACUGCCCCGCCGGUAGUUGACUUCUAG